This is a messenger RNA of Frieseomelitta varia, 3613 nucleotides long. It is a transcript of the gene Ide, whose product is annotated as insulin-degrading enzyme. The transcript has 14 exons. The record is from RefSeq and is a predicted model, not a curated record. Gene Ontology annotation, cellular component: mitochondrion; cytosol. Gene Ontology annotation, biological process: peptide catabolic process. NCBI's taxonomy places the organism in Eukaryota, Metazoa, Arthropoda, Insecta, Hymenoptera, Apidae. Gene Ontology annotation, molecular function: metalloendopeptidase activity; metal ion binding. Bases 265 to 3222 code for a protein of 985 amino acids.
AAAAUUAUUUUUGUGAAGUAUAAUUCUGUAUUACUCUUCUUUCAUACAUAUUCUAACCUAGCUAGCUGUACUUUAUCUUUUUAUACACAAUAUUUUUAUUAAUAUUAAAUAUUACAUUGAUCACCAAAAAAUUACUUAAAAUUAGAUUAGUGAUUUAUAAUAACUUUGUUAUUAAAAAAAAAUUGUUUUGUAAUCAACUGAAGUUACACACAGAACAUAAAACAUCAGUAUCAGUGCAAAUCCUCAAAAGUAUCUAGAUCAAACAUGGAUAUUCAUAAUUUUAUAGAAGAACGGUAUAAUAAUAUAGUUAAAUCGUCAAAUGAUAAAAGAGAAUAUAGAGGUCUGUUGCUUUUUAAUAAAAUGAAAGUUUUAGUUAUUAGUGAUCCCUCAACAGAUAAAAGUGCUGCUGCUUUGAACGUGAAUAUUGGUAAUUUAAGUGAACCAGAUGAUUUACCAGGUUUAGCACACUUUUGUGAACACAUGCUAUUCUUAGGAACGGAAAAAUAUCCAGAAAAAAAUGAUUAUAAUAAAUAUUUAUCACAAAAUGGGGGUACAUAUAAUGCAUCAACCCACAUGGAUCAUACACUUUAUUAUUUUGAUGUACAUGCAGAAAAACUGAGAGGUGCAUUAGAUCGUUUUGCACAAUUUUUUAUUGCACCACUCUUUACAGAAGCUUUAACUGAGCUAGAGUUAAAUGCUGUUCAUUUGGAAUGUGAAAAGAAUUUAGCAAACGAUACAUGGCGUCUUGAUCAAUUGGAUAAAUCAUCAGCAGACCCAAAUCAUCCUUUUUCAAAAUUUUCUACAGGAAAUAAAGAAACUUUGGAUGUAAUUCCGAAACAAAAAGGGAUAAAUGUAAGGGAAAAGUUACUUGAGUUUCAUGAUAAAUUUUAUUCUUCUAAUAUUAUGGCAUUAUGUGUACUUGGCAAAGAGAGUUUAGAUGAACUUGAGAAAAUGGUAGUAGAGUUAUUUUCUCAAGUGAAAAAUAAAGAUAUUACAGUACCUACUUGGCCACAACAUCCUUUUAAUCCAAAGGAACAUUUUCAACACAAGUGGUAUGUUGUUCCAAUAAAAGACAUUCGGAAUUUGUAUAUUAUAUUUCCUAUACCUGAUUUGCGAGAACAUUACAAAGCAGCGCCUGCACAUUAUAUUUCACAUUUAUUAGGACAUGAAGGCGAAGGAUCACUUUUAUCUUUGUUGAAAGCAAAAGGAUGGUGCAAUUCGCUUGGAUCAGGUAAACGGUUAGGUGCUAGAGGUUUCAGUUUCUUUGCUGUUUUCGUUGAUUUGACAGAAGAAGGUAUUCAACAUGUCGAUGAUAUUGUUCUAUUAACCUUCCAAUAUAUUAACAUGUUAAAGAAACAUGGACCAGUUGAAUGGAUUUAUAAUGAAUAUAGAGACAUUGCAAAUAUAAAUUUUCGAUUCAAGGAAAAAGGUUAUCCUUGUGAUUAUACCACUGGUAUAGCACAAAUAUUAUAUGAUUAUCCAAUGGAAGAAAUUUUAAUAGCAGAACAUCUUUUCCCAUUAUGGAAACCAGAUUUAAUUACCUGGGUAAUGGAAUAUUUGAAACCAGAAAAUGUUAGAGUUCAUGUAGUUGCAAAAUUAUAUGAAAAUAUAGCUGAUGAAAGUGAAAAGUGGUAUGGUGUCAAAUUUAAAAAAGAAAAAAUAUCACAAAAUAUAAUAAGUAAAUGGAUUAAUGCUGGUUUAAAUUCAGAUUUGAAUUUGCCACCAAAGAAUGAAUUCAUACCUGAAAAAUUUGAUAUAAAACCAGCAGAAAGCACUAUAUCCAAAUUUCCAAUAAUUAUUGAAGAUACUUCAUUAAUAAGAUUAUGGUUUAAACAAGAUGAUGAAUUUCUUACACCCAAAGCUAAUUUAUUUAUUGAUUUUGCCAGUCCAUUAGCAUACAUGGAUCCUCUUAGUUGUAAUCUAACAUAUAUAUUUGUAUUGUUGUUCCGCGAUGCUCUAAAUGAAUAUGCAUAUGCUGCUGAUAUUGUUGGUCUUAAAUGGGAGCUUACUAAUAGUAAAUAUGGAAUGAUAUUGGGAAUUGUUGGCUAUGAUGAUAAACAACAUGUGUUACUGAAUAAAAUUAUAGACAAAAUGAUUAAUUUUAAAGUUGAUUCAAAAAGAUUUGAGAUUUGGAAAGAAAAUUACAUUAGAAGCUUAAAAAACUAUAAAGCUGAACAGCCAUAUCAGCAUGCAGUUUAUUAUCUUGCUGUUUUAUUGUCAGAACAAAUUUGGAUGAAGGAUGAAUUAUUAAAUGCUACAUCUUAUUUAACAGUUGAAAAAGUACAAAAUUUCAUUCCACAAUUUUUGAGCAAAAUACAUAUGGAAUGUUUAAUGCAUGGUAAUAUAACAAUGUCGGAAGCUAUUGAAACAGCAAAAUCAAUAGAAUCAAAAUUAUCGAACGCAGUUCCUCAUAUGGUACCACUAUUAUCUAGGCAGUUAAUUUUACAUCGUGAAAUCAAACUAGAAGAUGGUUGUCAAUUUUUAUUUGAAACAAAAACUAAAUUUCAUAGUAGUUCAUGUACGCAAGUUUAUUAUCAAACGGGUUUACAAUCAACAGAAUCAAAUAUGCUCCUAGAACUUUUAGCACAGAUUCUAUCAGAACCUUGCUUUACUACAUUAAGAACUAAAGAACAAUUGGGAUAUAUAGUAUUUAGUGGAGUUCGAAGAACAAAUGGUGCACAAGGUUUAAGAAUUAUAGUUCAAAGUGACAGACAUCCUAAAUAUGUUGAACAAAGAAUUAAUAUGUUUUUAAAUUCUAUGUUGCAACAUAUAUUAACUAUGACAGAAGAGGAAUUUCAUGCACAUAAAGAAUCGUUAGCAAUACGACGACUUGAAAAACCUAAGCAAAUGACUGCUUUAUCUGCCAUAUUUUGGAGUGAAAUUACAUCACAACAAUAUAAUUUCGAUCGAGCAAAUAUUGAAGUCGCAUAUUUAAGAACUAUAACACAGGAACAAAUAUUGAAGUUUUACAAAGAAAUAUUUCAAAAUGAUGUUCAGCGCAAGUUAUCAGUACAUGUACUUUCUACAUUAAAAGAAUCAAAAUUAGAAGAUGAAGAUGUAAUAGAAUCUAACGAAGAUAUUUCAUCAUCGAAUGAAACAAAUAUUGCUGAGCAGAAAAAAAUUGAUGAUAUUUUAUCAUUUAAAAUUAGUCAGUGUUUAUAUCCAUUACUAAAACCAUUCAGCGAUAUACCAAGGAAAGGAACACAUUCAUCAAAACUAUGAAGUGCUUACUGAUAAUUGUGAAUAUGUGUUUUAAUUAUGUCAUUAUAUCAGAUUGUAGUGAAUAUCAGGUAAAUAAAAUAGUUUUAAUAUGUUCUAUUAUAUAUAUAAAAAAAGAAACAUUUAAAAUAUUAAACAAUUAUUUAAAAAUAAUUAAUUUUAUAUAAAUGGUAAUAGAUAAAAAAUUAAAAGAAUAACUAUAAAAAAUACAAAAAAGUAAAAAGUAACUUUGUUAAAUGGUGAACUAUAUCAAAUAUGUAACAAAGUCUAUAUAGUAUUUGCAACUGAGUACUUAAUAAUAAUUAAGAAAUACAAAUAAUUGUUUUGUUAUACAUCAAAAUUUCUGUAUGCUCUUAAAAUUUUCUAAAAAUAAAUAUACUAUAAUUACUUUGAA